Molecule: messenger RNA, 1242 nt
Organism: Adineta steineri
Lineage: Eukaryota; Metazoa; Rotifera; Eurotatoria; Adinetida; Adinetidae
Source: the annotation of a GenBank genome assembly
AUGGAAGAACAGACAAUUUUACCUUUUCAUGCGACGACGAACAGUAAUACAAAAGCAAUUGUCGUCGAACAAGAACCAACUCGACAACAAAAAAAAUUAAGUUUUUCAAUUGAUAGUAUUCUGGACAAACAGCAACAACAACAACAACAACCAUUAUUCAAUUGCAGUAAUUUUAAAAUCGAACGUCAUCAUCAUUCAACUCCAAUUGGUAAUCAUCAUCGAUCAUCAAAUGAAAACGGGAGUAAUAAUGAUUCAGGUAUUCAUUUAUUACUUAUCGAUGGAAAUAAUAACAAACGAAAACAUAGUGGUUCUUUAUCAUCUGAUGAACAUUCAUCAUCACCACCAAUUGGAAAUAAACAUAUUCGUUUAACUAAUAUUGAUGAUGAUGAUGGUGGUAGUAGUGAUUGUUCAGGUAUAUCUACAAGUGAUGUUGAUGAUGAUGAUAUUGGAUCUGGUUCAGAAGAUAAUGAUUUAAAUCAUCAACAUAAUAAUAGUCAUAAAUAUUCACAUACAAAUGGAGGAUUAAAUCAAUAUAAUCAUCAUGGUAAUGGUAGUCAUGAAUUACAUGAAAUAAUGCAUAGAAAAAAGAAGACACGUACUGUUUUUUCACGUACACAAAUAUUUCAAUUAGAAACAACAUUUGAUCGAAAACGAUAUUUAUCAAGUGCAGAUCGAGCAAAUUUAGCACAAGGUCUUCGACUUACUGAACAACAAGUUAAAAUUUGGUUUCAAAAUCGACGAAAUAAACUUAAACGACAAAUAGUUGAAGCAAGUCAAUCCAUUAGUUCUGUUGUUGCUUGUGCAGCUUCUUUACAAGCUCCGCCCCCACCACCACCGGCAGUACCUUCAUCAUCAUCAUCAAAUAAUACAAUGAUUAAACGUCCAUUACCAAUGUCCAUGCCAUUACCCAGUGAUUUUUCUUCUGCAUCAUCGUCAUCGACGUCUCCAUUAUCUAUGUCAUCAAAAAAUCCAUCACAUCGUUUCGAUGCAGCAUCAUUUCUUCAUUCGAACUUUUAUGAAUUAGCUGCUGUGGCUGCUGCACAUGCUGCAGCACAAGCAGUUGCUUUUCAUAAUAAUAACAACAAUAAUAAUACAAACAAUAAAUCAACAUUGGCACAAACUAGUGUCAAUGAAAAUUCUGAACAAAAUCCAUUAUCUACAUCAUUAUCAUCAACAGCAGCAAAUUCUUAUUCAACAUUUCAAGAUUUUGCCACUUCUCUUGCUACUCAAGCAGCAGUUUGA